AUGUAUCGUGCUCAGUCCGCCUCCAAUCUCUACAGUUACUCUUUUGGGGGAUUGGAAGAGCUGGACUCUCGAUGGAAGUGGUGUUCGGGGAUGCAUCGGUCCGACAAGAGUUCUCGCCGUCGUCUCGAUGCCUAUUCCUGCCCCCUAGACUGUUGUUACGACCCUUCGUGCCAUCCGCUUCUACAGACUCGCAGGAGCUCGGGGAGCAGCAAGAGAUCUGCUGGCUCCAGAACCAAGAUCCGUAGCAAGACUACGGCAAGCUGCAGCAGCGCAGGCAGUUGCUGUUGCUACGAAUGCGAACUGGUUCAAACGAAGCAUCAGUUCUCACGUCCUCCGCUCAAAUCCAGUUUGAUCAACGGCUCGCGGAAAACUGGCGCGGUUUCGACAGCGCCUUAUCGGAGUCGCAAGAUCGGGAAUGAAGUGGCCUUCGAAAGUCCUUGCCGUCGGCACUGGACCAUCGAUCCUAGUGCUAGCGAGUUUCAGAAGCCUCCUAAGGAGUUCAUAGUCGUCAGGAGUCCCAUUCUAUCUGAAAAGAACGAUCCCGUCCAAGUCAGUCGGUUAUACAAGCGUGCCGAGCCUGUUCACCCGUUCUACCAAAAUCCCGUGGAUGAUGAGAACAGUAAUGAGCGCUCGAAAGGAUAUCGACAUGGGAAACACAUUCGAGGAUCACAUCACAGUUCCAAAACUUUUCAGUCACGGUCUCAGUCCGAGGGGUGUUUGAUAGCUGCCUUGAAGAGCAAAGAGGAAGAAGAAGUUUUCCAUGGGGACACUCAAAAAACUGUGUGCUCCAGUUGUGGCCAUGCUUGCGACAGCCAGGAAAAGUCUUCUGCUCGGAGUUCGUCUCCUUCUUUAGCUCACGAUAGCUUGAGCAGUGGUUCCCCUCCUGAGGGUCCACUGGCAAGUUCCUCGGCCCAGAAUGGGAACGGGAAGCCCCAUUUCAUCCAGGUGACAACACUUGAAGAUGUCCAAGCUGUGCGGUGCGCUGAAUUCCACCCAGGCGGCAAGUUCUACGCCGUGGGAUCCAAUUCCAAGACGCUUCGGGUCUGCGGCUACCCAAAGACGUUGGACCUCAGGGAGGACCAUGUUACUUAUCAACCAACCGUGCUCUUCAAAAGAACCAAGCAUCAUAAAGGAUCCAUCUACUGCUUGGCAUGGAGCCCAAUGGGAGAUCUUAUCGCAACUGGAAGCAAUGAUAAAACUGUGAAGUUGAUGAGGUUCAAUGCAGACAGCUGCAACAUUGAAGGUUCGAUGAUUUAG
This is a messenger RNA of Darwinula stevensoni, 1257 nucleotides long. NCBI's taxonomy places the organism in Eukaryota, Metazoa, Arthropoda, Ostracoda, Podocopida, Darwinulidae. The record is from the annotation of a GenBank genome assembly.